Messenger RNA from Blastomyces dermatitidis ER-3, 561 nucleotides. RefSeq lists its product as uncharacterized. The transcript has 2 exons. The record is from RefSeq and is a predicted model, not a curated record. Bases 220 to 561 code for a protein of 113 amino acids. Lineage: Eukaryota; Fungi; Ascomycota; Eurotiomycetes; Onygenales; Ajellomycetaceae.
UCUACUUUUCUGAUUAGAAAGAUAAUUUUUGAAUUUUUCAAUCUUUUUCUUAUUCAACUAUGAUCUGUACAGCAGCUCAUUCUUUCUUCUCUUUUUACUCUUGAGUCUUUUUUACAUCUCUAAGCUUCUUUUCAAUCUGCUGUUGAGUAGCUCUUGCAGUCUUAUUCAUAUUUUUUUGCUGCUUUGCUGUCUGAUGAGCUGUCUUCUGCUUCAUUCACCAUGACAAAUCUAUCAAACUGCUUUGAUUCCUCAGAGCAGGUGCAGAGUCAUGUGUUUAUCACAUUGAAUGUCCAUGAUGGCAAGUCAUAUGCUUUAAAGCUGGCUAGGCACUGGCCAUAUGAGAAUACAGAUUUCUCCCUCAUGAAGAUCAAACAACAUGAGAAGAUACUGAGGGCUCCUUGCGUUCGUGAAGCCCGCUUUUGCCCGUCUCGACAGUGUUGGCGAGAAUGGUACAUGGGGCAGGAAAAUGCCAUGGGUGGAUCAAGCUUAAUGAUAGUCAAUUUAAAGAGUUGGGCAACAAGCAUCACAUAUUUUGUCGAUGGGCUAUCAUCAAAGACAUGA